This is a messenger RNA of Mytilus californianus (California mussel), 6942 nucleotides long. RefSeq lists its product as uncharacterized. The transcript has 21 exons. The record is from RefSeq and is a predicted model, not a curated record. Gene Ontology annotation, cellular component: Cul2-RING ubiquitin ligase complex. Bases 617 to 4945 code for a protein of 1442 amino acids. Lineage: Eukaryota; Metazoa; Mollusca; Bivalvia; Mytilida; Mytilidae. Gene Ontology annotation, molecular function: transcription coregulator activity. Gene Ontology annotation, biological process: regulation of DNA-templated transcription.
AUAACGUGUUAAAAAAGUGAAAACUCAGCUUUUUUUUAUGGUCUUAAUCUGAUCUGAUCAAUCAAAACGAAGUUUCUAAAAAUUAUAUGAAAGUUAUUGUGUGCAGUUAAAAGCAGUAUGCCAUAUUUACGAAAAGUCUCUGUUAUUGCUAAAAAUGCCAGGUGACGGUAACUAGUCAUCAACCAGUACAGUAAAAAAAAAAAGAGGGUGACAGUGGCUUUCAAAUGAGAAUUAAUAUAAAUUUAUAUGAAAAUAAAUGACUACAAAUAUUAGAGUAAGCUUAAACAUGUCCAUUGAUUGUGUUUGAGUAAGCAUGAACAUUUAAGAUUGGUACCGUAGGGAGACUGGGAACAUAACCACAUUUUUUGGCCUUGUCAUACAUCAUGUACAUGUGUAAGUUUAAAUUUAAGGUUGUAAAGAUUAAUGUAAGUUUAAGAGUAAUAUUUUAAAGCCUUUAUCUUUGCCUCAUUUCAGCGAAGAAAAACAUCAUGUAAAUAUAAUGUAAGAAAUCAGCAGUUGAUGGUUCCAGUUGCCUCAAUAGUUCUUAAGAUUUGGUGUUCAGAUAUUUAAACUUAAUGGAUACAUACAAGGCUGGUUUGAUGGUAUCUCAAGAAUAAUGGUAUCUUCCUUAUACAGCUUGGCGAUACAUAAAGUGGGGCAGUAUGUUGGAUGUGCCUCCUUAGAAACUGUCAACCCACCGUUUGAUGAACAGACACUUAAGCUGUUAGCGAGUGAAGCAUUUCCCAAAGAUGAGGAACAUGUAAAGUUACUUACCGAACUUGUCAGUAGCAAAAACUGUAAUUCAGAAUGGGAAAAAGGUGAAUCCUUUUUUCAGAAAGGACAUGUACAAAACAUCAGACAAGUAGGUUUCAUGAUCGGUGCCUCUGUCAAAAGUAACUAUGAUCACAAUCAAGCCAUUGCAAAAGUGGUCUUGACAUUUGAAAGGCAUCGAAUAACAUCUACUAAGUGUUCAAUCUGCAAGGAAAUGAUUUGGUGUCGACACAUUGUGGCUGUAAUCCUCAAAAGAAUUAAAAGUCCAGAAAAAGUACCAGUACAUGCUCCUCUGACAGAUACACUUCUGACACUAACAAGAGAACAGCUUCAAAAACUGUUACAAUAUGCCAUAAACCAAAGUCCAGGGGAUAUAUUGUGCCAGAUAUUUGAGCAUAUUGAUAAAAUUAAGAAUCCUAGAUCUCUGAUUAGCCGUAUUCAAGGAUAUCCCGAUCCGACUCUUGGAAUAGGGGAAGAUGAACAAAAUACUGAUCAAUUACUACUAAAAGAAAUAAGAAGGAACUUAGAUAAUGAUUUACUUUAUACUGACAACUAUGAAAGUAAGUUGCAGAGUAACAGCUUGUCAGAUCAAGUCCAAUUUAUGGCCUCAGAAAAUCACUCUUUAAAAGAAAAAAACUUGAAAACAGCAAUCUCCUUGUUACGAAUUAAAGAUGUCGACAUGGCAGGAAGGAUUCUUAUACAGAUAGCCCAGGCCUUGUUUGAAGGUCCAAGACUUAGCCCGUCAUCAAUGUCAUUUAGGUUAGAUGUUGAAAGAUGGUUUAGCCUGUUUGUGUCUUCAUUUGAAGGACAGAUUCGACAUGACAUACUCACUGUUGCACUGGAUAUUAACAAAAGAUCAUCUAAUGCUGAUGGAAGUGUGAUUCAGAAGUUUAUAUUUAAAGACCAGCAAACUACCAUGAGAAGUGUUUCUUUGAAGACAGCUGGUAAUUUCAAUCCUAGAGAUUAUUUAGGAGAAAACAAGAAAGCACCUUUUUAUGAGCCAGUGUUAGCAUGCCUUUUGCAAAACACACCUGCAAAUUUAGAAAAUCUAUACAGUCAGAAAGUGCCUUUAUCACAAAGCCCAUAUGAAGAACCGUUGGAUGUGAUGCUUUUUCGCUUUGAGAAGUUAAUACAGAUUGACCAGUUUAUGAAGGAUCCUUCAGUAAAAACCAAGACAUGUUUAUUAGGGGCAGUGAUCCUGAGAAAAUUAAUCAAAAUUUCCACACAGUUUUCUAAUGUUGGUAGUAGUAAAAAUGAAAUAGAGGAAAAAGAAUCCAACACAGACUGCAUAGAUGUAGAUAUUUCUGACAUGUUACCAGAUGUUGAGGAUAUUCCAGAUGAAAUCAUAGAAGUCUAUAAACAAUCAGAGGUGCCAGAAUUUCCAGACAUGGACAAAUGGGUUCAGAUGAAUUUAAAAGAAUAUUUGAUGAAUCUACUUCAUGCUUACAACUGUCAACAGAAAAAAAUCAAUUGUAACGACCAAAUAUGUAAACAAUUGAAGUCUCUCCUGACACAUAUGCAAUCCUGCACAGACGGAAGAUUAUGUAAAAACAAAGAAUGCUUUAGGAGUAGGCUAAUGUUACAACACUGGAACAGUUGUAACAGAGUUGAGUGUUUAGUAUGUUCUCCAUUAAAAACAAAAGUCGUGAUGGCAAGUGUGAUGAACUUUGGUCAUGCGAAGUGUGACAUGUGUAAAUUGAUAAGAAAGAAUUACUGCCAUUAUACAUGUACUCUUCCAUGUUUGAUGUGUGCUGCUGGGAAGACUAUAACAGUUAAAGAAAAAGAUGGCAGCUUCUGCUUGCAUUUCAUACGUCAGCUCAGUGGUGAAGAUUGUUCUGGCCACACAUGUAGAUACUGUCAUCACAUGAAGAAUACUGAGUCGGGAACAAAUUCCAAGUCAACAACAUGCUUAACAAUUUGUGACAAACCAAACUCCUGUCGACUUUGUUCCAAUGAAUCGUCACUAAAUAAAAUAACAUUAGACACGGAGAUAGUGACAGAAUUUAUGGUGAAAAAGGACCAAACUUAUGGGUCUGCAUACAGGGUUUUGGGACUACAAGGUUUUGGCAAGGGCAUCCAAUCAGAUUACAAAGCCAAAGAGACUAGUAAAAGUCAGUCACCAUGUAGGGCUGGUGGGAGGAAUAAAAAGUUAAAGGUAGACAAUGCUACUGGUUGGAAAGAUGAAGUAACUUUUGGUUUUAGGAAUCACUUUAUUGGUAAAAUUGUGCAGGCAUUAUUACCAGUCUCGUCACAGACACGUAUGAUAGUGAUGAAUGUUACAGCGUACUGUACAAGAAUAGAACAUGAAAUAUUCCAGCAAUCUAGUAGUCAGGAAGAAUACCUUCAUUUACUCUUAGAUAGAUUGUAUAAAAUCAAAGCAGACAUAGAACAACCACUCUUAGAUGCAGUGUGUAAGACAGACAGUGAAGGAAAUUCUAAAGAAUCAUUGCAACAAACAGAUGUUGAUGGACCAAAGGCAAAGAAAAGAAGGACAUUACCAGAUACCAGUGAUGAAGAAAUAGAAGAAGUUAACUAUGAAGGACUUACUGAGAAUCAGCUGAAGUACUGUCAACUCUAUGUAUCAACAAGAGUGCUGCAGACAGAAUAUAUUCUCAAUAUGAACAUCAUGAUUCAGGUGAUUGUCUUCAGUGGUGCUUUCCAAGCAUUUGAACUAUCCAACAUGUUUGACUCAAGGACCAUCGGAGAAAGCAGUGACAAUUUAAAGAAAGAACUUGCAUCAAAGUUUUUACCGAAAUACCAAAACCAAACCAUAUUCCAAGCAUUAUCCUGCUUAUACAGCUAUGGUCUACAGCUAUGUUAUGGCAUACCCUUAACCUUUACCACAUUCCUGGUAACUUAUGGUGGACUCUCAAAAGAAGAUAAAGCAUUGCUAGCCAUUCAGGCUUUGACAGAAUGUGACCGCCCUUUAACAGAUACUGAGACUGAAGAAUUCAGUGGUAAUGCUACAGAACAUUAUGGUAAACUGAUGAAGGUUUUAUUCCCACCGGAAUAUAACAGAUUUCAUACAGAACUAGCAGAACAGUUCUUAGUGCACCUUGAAACAGUGAAGGACAAGGCUUUUGUAACAGCAGCUGUAGAGCAUUUUAUGGACCACUUUAAUCGAUUUCCAGCGGCACACCAUAGAACUAUUCUACUUGAUUUGGUAAUAAAGUUUAUGAAAGAAAAAUGGAUUUCUCGCUCUGAUAAAUAUUAUCACAGUUAUGCCGCCAAAAUGUACCAAAUGCUGAAAAGACUGUUAGAUUCUAGUAGUGGGUUUGCUGAAACAAUAACUGUUCUGCUCUUGAAAAACUGGUCAUGUGUAUGUAAAUACUUUAUGCCAAAAGUCAUUAAAGAUAUUUUAAAAGAUAUAGAGAAAGUUGUGGAGAGUGAUGUUUUUAAAGAUUCUGAUCAGCUUCUUAAACUUGUUGAAACUUAUCUGUUGGAAGAAUGUGUUCAUGACAUGGAAUGCGGGACAUUGAUUAAGAUCUUUUACAAAGAUGAGAAAAUAUUUGCAUCUAGAGUACUUGGAAAGAUCAGGGACAACAAAGACAAGUACACACAAGCAUUGUUAAUGAAGCUGAGCAAAUAUGCAAAGGCUAUAUCAACAAGUCCCCCCUUUUCAGAACCGUCUUCAGCUAGCAACUCUUUACAGCUGAUGGCAUUAGAAGCUUGUUCAAAGAAAUGUAGGGCCUGCAAGGUAGUAGGUUCAUCCAUAGAAAGUAGGCUUCAACUUUAUGAACCUACAGAAAAGGAAUUGAAAUACUUUGUAUUCUUUUUUGAGGUUAUAGGAUCCUCAGUGAAUAACAAUUUGAUGAGUACAAUUGAAUUCUUACAAGUUUUAGAUAAGUUGAAGAUUAUUUUUAUUUCAUCUUAUGGUGUUAUGAUGGAAUUUAUUAAUUUGGUAAAGAAAUAUGAGGUUCAGGAGAAAGUAAUAAAAUUGCUUGAAGAUACCAUCGUAGAAUGCUGCCGUGAAAGGUUUAUUGAAGAAGUUCGCAAAAGUAAUUAUAGCAAACACGGUAUAUUAGUUGACAAUUUGAUAGAAGCCUGUCGUUUAUGUGUAGACAACGUAACCAAUGGGAAGUUACGAUUUCAAGAGCGUGUUGUCAAUCAUUUGUUGGAAAAAUUCAAAACAAAAGAAAAAACCUGUGAGAAAAUAAAAGCACAAUUCUCGUAAAGAUAAACUUGGCCUGAUUAUGAUGUAGGAUAUAGGUUUGGCAAGUAUGUCAUGUGGGCGUCAUAGUAUGGAAUGUUACAUAUGAAAUGUUGAAUAGAGUCUCAUUGAAUUUUUCAUCCAUGGAUUGGAUAAUUGUUGGACUGUUAUAUAAAUAGAAAGUUUUGUGUAGCAUAGUACUAAUGUAACACCAUCUAUAUUUUCUUUGGAGAAAGUAACUGUAAAUUCAGUAGUUUUUAUUUUGGUCAUUUAUUAUUGAUAAUUUUAUAAACUCCUAAAUAUGAGUUUAAAUAAUGUGAAUUAUGAAAUGCUGCAUUUGAAUAAUGUGAUUAGGAUUAUAAAUGUGAGUUGAUUAAUAUGAUAUCAAUUCUAUCUACACACUAAAAAAAACCCAAAUAUUAUGGAAGAUGAUAUGAUUAAAAGCCCAAUGAAUCUUUGUUUCUAUUUUACAUGCUGCAUAGUCCGAGCUGUAAUCUUGAUGAUGGAUUGUUUGCCACUGCUACACAAGUAAUGUGUUGUAAUAUUUUUGCCAAUGUUUGCCCACCCUUCAUCUUCAUACAGGUUACAUGCAUUGGUAGCCUAAAUGCUUUUACAAACUGGAACCUUUUUAUUUUGUGGAAUAUGUGUACAUAUGCUAAAGAUGUUCUUUUGUCCAUAUUUCAUUUUGUUUUUUUUUCACAGAAGAAUGGGAAGAUCUGCAUGUUGUCCAGAUUUUUGAAAUAUUUUUUAAAAGAAUUAUGGGUUGGUAAGCCUAAAUUUUCAUGGAAAGUUUGCAUGUACAGCACAUGCUUUAGAUUUUCUAUAAUUGCUCCUACUGUUUUUCUUCACGCUCAUAUCUUUCCAUUUUCCAGAGUUUUUACAUAUAACAAAGAUUUGUAUAAUAAGCCACUUAUAAUUUUCACCAGAUGGAAUUUAUACUUCUAAACUCUUCUUGCAGAAUUUGAGUCAGAAAUUUUUUUAUUCAGUAGGCUCCCUGUACACAUAUGACUGAUAUGAGAUGUGCAUAUUUUUAGGAUUACCAUUUUGAAAAUUUUUCUUAAAAUCAAAGGUUAUUGAACUCUGUCAUUGUUCACUGUAUCGCUAAACAGUACAUGGUUUAUAAUGUUAAAUCAUUCAUUUAAGUGUUACUAUUCUUCGUUAAUAUUACAAACAUGUAUUGGGGGCUUGGGUGGUGUUGAAUACCAUCAUACAUGCACUUGAGACAACAAUUUUUGAUAAGAAUUAAACAUCCCUGUAACAAAAAAAGCACUGUUUAUGCAUUUUGCUCAUUAAUGUGCUGGACCUAUUUUUUUGUCUAGCUUUUUAUAUAGAACUGCACCUUUCCCUCCAUUUCUCUUCUUUUAGCUUAAAGUGAAUAAUGAUUGCUGUUGUUUUUCAUUUGUUUGUUGGUGUGUUUCUUUGUUUUUAAGUUUUUAAUUUUUUUUUCAUUCAAUUUUGGCCAUAUUGUAAACUAAACUAGUGACCUGAUUUAAAUGAACAUUUCGAAAUCUAGUUUUUAAGGUGUAAUACCACCAAAUCAUAGUACGUCACAUCCGGUUGCAUACGAAAAUAGGUCGAAAAAAAAUAUUCCCUUGAAUUUGACAGUUGUAGGUAAUUGAUCCUACAUUUCAUUGCAGUAAAACAUUUCUGGGUCAUAAACAUAUAUCUUGGGUAUUUAAAAGCACCAUUAUUAUUUUAUUUGGGGUUUCUAUAGAAUAUUUUGGAAACUUGAGGUUACAUGGUUACUAAAGCUUGUACACAGGUUAAAAAAGGGGGAAAAUUUGAUUGGUUAACUUCCAGUGAUGGUUAUUUUCUUAUAUGCAAUGAAAUGUUAUGUGAAAUUUUUUCUAUAGUACUGGACAGGAUAAAACUUUACUCAUGCCAAGUAUUUCUUUAUUUGAAACAAAGAUAAAUUCUGCACAAUUUUUUGAAAAGUGCAAAUUUAACAAAGACUAAUAGGGGAAAAUCAAUGGUGGUAUUACACCUAAUAUGGGAAGCUGUACAUGCACCUUUGACCUUGU